Molecule: messenger RNA, 291 nt
Organism: Ectocarpus sp. CCAP 1310/34
Lineage: Eukaryota; Phaeophyceae; Ectocarpales; Ectocarpaceae
Source: the annotation of a GenBank genome assembly
AUGAAACCAGGAUUAAAUGAGAAAUACCGGCUGUUCGUUCCGACCUUCUGUAGCCGUAGCCACCACCUCUGCACUUGUACACGAGUCCGAGUUGCUUGCAAUGUGGUGUACUUUCCUCUGGCAAUGUACGUUUGCGUAGAACAGAUUAGAUAAUUAGAUUAUGUCCUGUCCAAGUGUUCCAUGUUCCGUAUAUGACCAGGCGUGUAUGGAAGUAAAGUUAACUUUGAUCUCGUAUGUAACAUGGCGACAUUGCCAAUCUUCGCAUCAGCCGACCUACGCUGCAGCUAUGGU